UACACACACAAACAAACAACAUUAGAGAGUUUCGACUUUGUCGACUUUCAGUUUUAAGUCGAAAAUAUUCUCGCUCGCAGAAAUAAAAAUUAAAUUAAAGAUUUCAAGUAUUCACAGUGUGAUUCCGCGUGUUUUUGUAUGAUUCUGUGCCUCUAAUAGCGUUGUGUGAUAAAAUUAAAUAAAAAAUGUUCCCAGUAGGACAGCAAUCAUCAUGGACUUCUUCGCCACCUCGGCCUCCAAGUCCUUCCCAGUCGCAGACCAGCUUCGAUACACUUUCACCUCCACCAACAGGUGCCACAGUCAAUCCAACAGCAACAACAACCGCCGCUGGUAAUGUAACGCCAAGUAUAACAGGUGUUGUCGCAACACCACCUGCACCACCAGAUUUACCAGUUUUCACGUGUCCAAGACGUCCAAACUUAGGACGAGAGGGUCGUCCAAUUUUACUGCGUGCAAAUCACUUCCAAAUCUCUAUGCCACGUGGUUUUGUUCAUCACUAUGACAUAAACAUUCAACCCGACAAAUGUCCACGUAAAGUGAAUCGUGAAAUCAUUGAGACGAUGGUUCACGCUUACAGUAAAAUCUUUGGUGUAUUGAAGCCAGUAUUCGAUGGACGUAGUAAUUUAUACACACGAGAUCCUUUGCCAAUCGGUAAUGAUCGUGUUGAGCUCGAAGUCACAUUGCCUGGUGAAGGAAAGGAUCGCGUUUUUCGUGUCACUAUUAAGUGGGUUGCUCAAGUUUCCCUUUUUAAUCUCGAAGAAGCUUUGGAAGGACGCACAAGACAAAUACCGUAUGAUGCUAUUCUUGCGUUGGAUGUUGUCAUGAGACAUUUGCCAAGCAUGACAUACACGCCAGUUGGAAGAAGUUUCUUCAGCUCUCCAGAUGGCUAUUAUCAUCCAUUGGGAGGUGGUCGCGAAGUUUGGUUUGGUUUCCAUCAAAGUGUUCGUCCAUCUCAAUGGAAAAUGAUGCUCAAUAUUGAUGUGUCAGCGACAGCUUUCUACAAAGCUCAACCAGUCAUUGAAUUCAUGUGCGAAGUGCUUGACAUUCGUGACAUUAAUGAACAACGUAAGCCGCUUACUGACUCGCAACGUGUCAAAUUCACAAAAGAAAUCAAAGGCCUGAAAAUUGAAAUCACGCACUGCGGCACAAUGAGACGAAAGUAUCGUGUUUGUAACGUUACACGUCGUCCAGCUCAAAUGCAAAGUUUCCCACUUCAACUCGACAAUGGACAAACUGUUGAAUGUACUGUCGCAAAAUAUUUCUUGGACAAAUAUAAGAUGAAGUUGCGUUAUCCACAUUUGCCAUGUUUGCAAGUUGGACAGGAACAUAAGCACACAUAUUUGCCGCUUGAAGUUUGUAACAUCGUCGCAGGACAGCGUUGCAUAAAGAAGUUGACAGAUAUGCAAACAUCGACGAUGAUUAAAGCUACAGCGAGAUCAGCUCCUGAUCGUGAACGUGAAAUUAACAAUUUAGUUCGACGUGCAGAUUUCAACAACGACUCAUAUGUUCAAGAAUUUGGUCUCACAAUCAGCAACAAUAUGAUGGAAGUUCGUGGUCGUGUUUUGCCACCACCAAAAUUGCAGUACGGCGGACGCGUUUCCAGCAUCAGUGGACAACAAGAAAAGGUUGCAAUGUUAUCACAGAACAAGGUCAGCUUGGCAUCGCCAAAUCAAGGCGUUUGGGACAUGAGAGGAAAACAAUUCUUCACUGGCGUUGAGAUUCGUGUUUGGGCAAUUGCUUGUUUUGCUCCACAACGAACAGUACGUGAAGAUGCGCUCCGAAACUUCACACAACAAUUGCAAAAGAUUUCAAACGAUGCUGGAAUGCCAAUUAUUGGACAGCCUUGCUUCUGCAAAUACGCAACAGGACCAGACCAGGUUGAACCAAUGUUUCGAUAUUUGAAAAAUUCAUUCAAUCAGUUACAACUUGUUGUGGUUGUUUUGCCUGGAAAAACCCCAGUUUAUGCUGAAGUAAAGCGCGUUGGCGACACAGUCCUCGGAAUGGCAACACAAUGUGUUCAAGCAAAGAAUGUCAACAAAACAUCACCACAAACACUCUCAAACUUGUGCUUGAAAAUAAAUGUCAAACUUGGUGGGAUUAAUUCAAUUCUUGUUCCAUCAAUUCGUCCGAAAGUUUUCAACGAGCCUGUCAUCUUCCUUGGCGCUGACGUUACACACCCACCAGCUGGUGACAACAAGAAACCAUCAAUUGCAGCUGUCGUUGGAUCGAUGGAUGCUCAUCCAUCACGUUAUGCUGCAACUGUAAGAGUUCAACAACAUCGUCAAGAAAUGAUUCAAGAGCUGAGUAGCAUGGUGCGUGAACUGUUAGUUAUGUUCUACAAAUCAACUGGCGGCUACAAGCCUCACCGAAUUAUUCUCUAUCGCGACGGUGUAUCCGAAGGACAAUUCCCACACAUUUUGCAACACGAACUCACAGCCAUUCGUGAAGCAUGUAUUAAGUUAGAAGCUGACUAUCGCCCGGGUAUUACAUUUAUUGUCGUUCAAAAGCGUCAUCAUACUCGUCUGUUCUGUGCUGACAAAAAGGAACAAAGUGGUAAAUCAGGAAAUAUUCCAGCCGGAACAACUGUCGAUGUUGGCAUUACACAUCCAACUGAAUUUGAUUUCUAUUUGUGCAGUCAUCAAGGUAUUCAGGGUACAAGUCGUCCAUCUCACUAUCAUGUCUUGUGGGAUGAUAAUCACUUUGAUUCAGAUGAACUACAAUGUUUGACUUAUCAACUUUGUCAUACAUAUGUAAGAUGUACGCGAUCUGUAUCCAUUCCAGCUCCAGCUUAUUAUGCGCAUCUUGUUGCAUUUAGAGCAAGAUAUCAUUUAGUUGAGAAAGAACAUGACUCUGGUGAAGGUUCACAUCAAAGUGGAUGCUCUGAAGAUAGAACACCGGGUGCAAUGGCUCGUGCUAUAACUGUGCACGCUGAUACCAAAAAAGUUAUGUACUUUGCUUAAAUGUGCAUCUUUGGUAGAUUUAUGUUGUCGUUUUAUUUAAAAAGAGAAUCAUGAAGAAGGAAAAUUUGUUAUUGGACACAAAACACAAAAAAAAGAAAAAAUGACAUGGUUGAGAAGACAAAACAAAAAGGUAAAUCAUUUAAGAAAAAUAAACAAAAACACUUAUGUGGAUACACAACCAAUGAAUAUACAACAAGGAACAGAAUCACAAAAAUGUUGCGCGAGGAAGAAGACGAAGAAAAAUUAAAAUGAAUGAAAAAGAUGUGAAUUUAGAAUUCAUGAACUUUAUUAAACAAAAAAAUAUUUAAGUGUUUAAGAAAGAGAAAAGAAAUAUCGCAAAAUUAAAUUAAAGUUAAGAUUUAUUUUUGGUCUUCUUUCAUUGUCGAAUGUGAAUCGACAUUGAAAGUUGCAUUCUCCAAUUGCAGCAUCUGAUUUAAGUUAAAAUAUUAUCGUAUUCUUGAUCGUAUUGAGUUUUAAAUAAUUAGAUAACAAUAAUAUUUGUUUUGCCUUUUUAAACUCUUCAAAAACACUUCAAAAAAAAUGUCAAAUGAUGAUGAAAUGUUUGGAUAUAAAUUUACUUAAAAAAAUCUUCUAAUGAAUUUUGUAAUGACAAAAAUAUUUAAAUCGAUGAUAAAUUAAAAUAUUCUUCCUAGUCUAAAGCUAACUAAAAAAAGAUGUCUUAACGACGACUACAUAAAUUGUUCGAUUUUUGUCCACUUUUUUUAUUCAAUCGCGAAUUUCUAUUUAAAUAACUUAACUAACAACGGCAAUGAAGCUUUAAAGUUAUUCGAUUUUCUCUUUUGUCAUUGCAUGUUCAUUAGACACAAAACCUUACACAAACACACACCUUAUAGUAGCAACCGGAAAUGUAAGCAAUUCUAAAUCAAAAAAAUUGAAAUUUUCUUCCAAAUCCCAUGAGGAAAAAUCCAAAGUAUGAAAAAGAAGAACUUUCAAUGUUUGCAACAUCAUCAUCACAUUGAGUUUUUAUAUUGAUUGAAAUAAUAUUUUCCCCUUUGCGCUAAUUGAAGUAUUUUAUUAUGAAUGUUUGUUGGUAACAAUUAAACAAGAAAAAUAAAUUGUUAGUUUGUAAGAAUUAUCUACAAUAAUAAUAAAAGUAAAAAGAGAGAAUAAGAAAUUAUCUCACGUAAACAAAGACGAGGCAUGAAGAGCUUGGAAUCACAACAAAAAUAAUAAUUCCAAGCUAACUUUCAGUUAAUCUCCAAGUAGAUGAUUGCAAAUGCAGUUUUUCACAAUGAUCAAAAUAAUUAUACUUUCUGGCAUUACAUAGUAUUGAAUAACUGAACACUUCCAAUAAAUUGAAUCUUAUCUUAUCAAAAAGAUUAGCAGUUUCGUAUUCAUUUAAUCACGAGAUCUUCAAAAACUCAAUUUUAAGAUCUUUCUUUUUCUUCGAGAACUUGAGAAUAAAAUAUCUAUCUAAAUAAAUGGAAAAGACAAUCUUUAAAUCAGUAAAAAUCACUGAAAUGUUAUUAAGUUUUUCCCCCUCAUAAAUUUGAAAAACCAAAAAUCUUUCUUCAAUCUUCUUUAAGAAUUGAUUGUCAAAAAUGAAGAAAAAAAGUCACGAAAGGAAAAACUCGUAUUGAAAAAUUAAUUUGAAUAUUCACCAACUUGAAUCGCCAUUUAUAAACAAAAGAAACUAACAAAAAAUGAUCCAAGAGAUAACGAAGCUCCUUAAAUAGUUUUAUGAAUUCAGUAGGGAUGAUCAAUAAUUUUCAUAGUGUUUAAAUAUUGUAUCAUGAAUAAUUAAUUAAACUUGUGGAAUAUUAAAAGAUCGAAAUAUGUUUUUUCUUAUUACUCUUUAUUACAAAGAAGCUGCUCUUUAAUGAAAAGAAACCAAACUUAAUAUGUAAAGAAAAGAUCCACAUACAAAUAAAGUAAAAGGAAACAAUUGAAACAUGGAAUUAGCUUGUAAGAUUUUCAGAUUGGAUCUGGUUGAGCGUGAAUAUUCAACAUGCCAAAAACAAACGAAAAUAAAUCAUAAUCUCGAUAGAAAAACUAUCGACUAACGAGAACCCGAUGGUGACAGAGCCCGUGAGAUAUCAGAUCCAAUCAUUUUUAUUUUAAUAAAAACAAAAGUCUUGAGUGUCGUGAAUGAAAAAAAUGAAUAUUAACAAUUUGAGAAAAUUAGUCAUUAAAGGCUAAUCAUGUAUCACUUAAAUAUCAGAAAUCAAAAUGAAAAGUGUUUUCCCUUUUAAAAAUGAAACUCUUGGUUAUUCACCUUUAAUUAAAUUUAGAUUUUCAAAUAAAGUUGAAAGAUAUCUACAUAAGAUAAGCUUUUUUUAUGUAUCACCGCUGUAUGUAAAUUGUUUUUAAUUAGCAAGAUGGAACAGAAAAGAAGAAAGUAAGGAAAAUAUUCUGAAGCCAAGACACAGCCACUUUUUAAACAAGGGAUUUUGUUGACAAUUGUCAGAAAUCUUAUCCAAAAGAACUCACAUUUGUCAACAGAAAAACAAAGAAAAUAUAUUUAAUUUAAUUCUAUGGUAUUAACUUUUAAGACAAACUGCACGAACGAAGAUGACAUUUUCAAUCGUCAGACUCUUUAUUCUUAGUUUUUAAUUUGCUGUGUGAAAAAUGAUGCGAUUACACAAAAUGUAUGAAGACAAACAUUACACAAAAGUUACACACUCAAUUAGUUUAAUUGAAAAAAAAAUCUUUGAUAACACGAAUGAACAGAGAAAAACGAAAAAAAAGAUAGAAGUGUGUGCGACAAACUGGAAUAAAAUUAUAUUUGUCCCAACUAUAGAUAUAAGUAACAUUAUUUUAAUCUAAAGGCUAAACUCUUUUUGAAAAUGAAAAUCUAUGGAACAUUUGCAUAUUCAAUAAGCUUUCUCAAAACAAAUGAGAAUGAAACAAUAAUAAAAAGAAAUUGCUUAAACCUUUUAAAAAUGUGUUGUAGGGGGACGAUGUAAAGAUAGAAAUACUGUAGAAGCAGACAAGAAAGUUGAUGAGAAAACUUUUAUAAAAUUCUUAUUAAUUUUCAUUGUGUCAAUCCAAUAUUUUUCUCAGCCCCAAAUAAAAUAAAUUAAUAAAAAACAAAAACA
Clunio marinus is the source of this 6019-nucleotide messenger RNA. The record is from the annotation of a GenBank genome assembly. NCBI's taxonomy places the organism in Eukaryota, Metazoa, Arthropoda, Insecta, Diptera, Chironomidae.